ACCAGUACUGGUAAAAGUUAAUUCUAAAGAAGGUAAAAAUUUUGCGAUCAAAAUGACAUUUUGUGGGACGGCUUCGAAAUGGGCAAAGAUUGGCUUAGUGUUCCAGUACAUCGGAUUGGCAUUAUUUUUGUCAGGAUUUGGUACUAUAGGAUGGAUGAUAACCCAAACUGUUCAGAAUAACAAAGAUAUCACAGUGGGACUGUUCAAAAUGAUCGAUUGUUCUUCGGGAAGUUGUUCAACAUCGGACAUAUCAUCACAAUAUCAAAACAGUGGUAGGGACCCCACCCUCGGAUUGAUGAUCGUGGUAAUGAUUGCUGCGGUUCCUAUCACCGUUCUGUACAGUAUUUACGUUGCCACGGACGCUGCUAGAUCAAAAUGUUUAGCAUUAACCAUUAUUUGUAUGUCAUUCGCUGCAGCUAUAUUUGCUGUGAUCGGAAUGAUUGUGUAUGCGGUACUUUUACCGACCGAUUUUUAUACAUCCUACUCCUUGGGUCUGGUCACGCUAGCUGCUGGCCUCUUUGCUACGGCUGCAUGUUUACUUAUACCAGACAUACGUAAUAACAUUUACAAGACUACUAAACGUCGAGUUACACCACCACCACCUUCACCAAGUUUACCACCCAUAGAAAGUCCCCCUCCCAAAUACAGGUACAGGGAACGCACGCCCGAGUACUUUAGCCCGAGUCCCCCUCCGAAGAAAAGAGGGUAUUGGGAGUAUAAAGAAUAUGAGACCCCACGUCCAAAGGAACGUCGAACUCCACGCGAAGUUGUGCGAGUGCAUUUACGUUCCACGACUCCGCUGUCCGUAGGCAACCUAUCCACAACGUCCACUCCACGUCGCUAUGGAACACCACCAUCGGUCCAAAGAUACGACUACAAAGCCAGAUAAACGAACUAGUUUACAACUUUAGUUGAAGCUAUUUCGUCUAAAUCACUAGCGAUAGAUUGGAAGUGUUUGGUUUUUGCGACAUUGGU
This is a messenger RNA of Saccostrea echinata, 975 nucleotides long. RefSeq lists its product as uncharacterized. The coding region runs from base 53 to 889 and encodes 278 amino acids. NCBI's taxonomy places the organism in Eukaryota, Metazoa, Mollusca, Bivalvia, Ostreida, Ostreidae. The transcript has 3 exons. The record is from RefSeq and is a predicted model, not a curated record.